AUGGUUCAGACCAACGGCACCAACUUCCUCGACAGCCAGUCCGCUUUGGAGGAGCUCAAGAACUACUCCUGCAGGGAUGGUCUCUCCGCUACUGACUUGAUGGACUCUAAGCUCCACGGUGGUCUUACCUACAAUGACUUCCUCGUCCUUCCCGGUUUCAUCGACUUCCCGGCGAAUGCCGUUUCCCUUGAGUCCAAGUUCACCAAGAAGAUCAAGCUCCACGCUCCUUUCGUGUCCUCGCCCAUGGACACCGUCACUGAGACCGAGAUGGCUGUCAACAUGGCUCUUUUGGGUGGUAUCGGUGUUAUUCACCACAACUGCUCCGUCGAGGACCAGGCCGAGAUGGUCCGCAAGGUCAAGAAGUACGAGAACGGAUUCAUCACCGACCCCGUCGUUUUGUCUCCCAACCACACCGUCAAGGACGUCCGUCAGAUCAAGGAGAAUCAGGGCUUCUCCGGUAUCCCUAUUACUGACACCGGAAAGCUCCACGGCAAGCUUGUUGGUAUUGUUUCGUCCCGCGACAUCCAGUUCCACGGAACCGACUCUACUCCGCUUUCUGAGGUCAUGACCAAGGAGGUUGUUACCGGUAAGGAGGGUAUUACUCUCGAGGAGGCCAACCAGAUGCUCCGUCAGUCGAAGAAGGGUAAGCUCCCUGUCGUCGACAAGGAUGGCAACCUUCGCGCUCUCUUGUCCCGUUCCGACUUGAUGAAGAACCUCCACUUCCCCAACGCCUCUAAGGACCCCGAGACUAAGCAGCUCCUUGUGUCUGCUGCCAUCGGUACCCGCCCCGAUGACCGUGAGCGUCUCAGGAAGUUGGUCGAUGCUGGUCUCGACGUCGUUAUCCUUGACUCUUCCCAGGGUAACUCUGUCUUCCAGCUCGAGAUGGUCAAGUGGAUCAAGCAGGAGUUCAAGAAGCUCGAGGUUAUCGCCGGAAACGUCGUCACUCGUGAGCAGGCCGCUAACCUCAUCGCUGCUGGUGCUGACGGUCUCCGUAUCGGUAUGGGUUCUGGUGCCGCCUGUAUCACUCAGGAGGUUAUGGCCUGUGGUCGUCCUCAGGCUACCGCUGUCUUCAAUGUUUCUCAGUUCGCUGCCAAGUUCGGUGUUCCUUGCAUUGCUGACGGAGGUAUCUCAUCCAUUGGUGACGCUGUUAAGGCGCUCGCCAUGGGUGCUUCUACUGCCAUGAUGGGUCGUAUUCUUGCCGCUACCUCCGAGUCUCCCGGACAGACCGUUGUCCGUGACGGGAUCCGCCUCAAGGCUUACCGUGGUAUGGGUUCCUUGGCAGCCAUGGACCACCGUUCUUCCGCUUCCGCUGACAACGCUGGUCUCGCUCGUUACUUCUCUGAGGGUGACAAGGUCCGUGUUGCCCAGGGUGUCUCUGGUCUCGUUGCCGAGAAGGGAUCUCUGAGGGAAUUCUUGCCUUACUUCAUUGCUGGUCUUCAGCACUCUAUGCAGGACAUUGGUGUUAAGUCCUUGGACAUUCUCCGCGAGAAUGUUAUCAACGGCGUGAUCAGGUUUGAGUUGAGGUCUUCUGCUGCCCUUCGCGAGGGUGAUGUUCACGGUUUCUACUCUUACGAGAAGAAGCUCUACUAA
Saitoella complicata NRRL Y-17804 is the source of this 1590-nucleotide messenger RNA. RefSeq names its product inosine-5'-monophosphate dehydrogenase IMD2. The record is from RefSeq and is a predicted model, not a curated record. Gene Ontology annotation, biological process: GTP biosynthetic process. Gene Ontology annotation, molecular function: IMP dehydrogenase activity. The transcript is spliced from 2 exons. Bases 1 to 1590 code for a protein of 529 amino acids. NCBI's taxonomy places the organism in Eukaryota, Fungi, Ascomycota, Saitoellomycetes, Saitoellales, Saitoellaceae. Gene Ontology annotation, cellular component: cytoplasm.